AUGCGGGGCAGGGGACGCUGCCGGUCACCCAGUCCCGAAGUCCUGCAGACCCUCCCUCCCCCUUUGGACUGUUGGAUCCACCACGGUACCUGCACAAGCCUGUUGCUGUACAUGCAGGCCUGCUGGAUGGAUGCAGGCGGGAGGAAACAACGACACUCCGCCUACCCAAAAUGGCGGCAGUCCAUGCCACGAUGUCGCAUGCAAACAACGCUGCCUCGCAAACCAGAGCAGCAAGCAGCUAACGGGCCAGGAACGGUUCUGAGCAGUGACAGAGUGGCGGAAGCUGAAAAGGACGGUGGCAAUAAACUCACCACGGCAAGCAGGGUGGAGUGCCCCAGGACAAGCGGCAGCGAGAAACAUUAA
Messenger RNA from Pelobates cultripes (western spadefoot toad), 363 nucleotides. Lineage: Eukaryota; Metazoa; Chordata; Amphibia; Anura; Pelobatidae. The record is from the annotation of a GenBank genome assembly.